Drosophila eugracilis is the source of this 1607-nucleotide messenger RNA. RefSeq lists its product as uncharacterized. The record is from RefSeq and is a predicted model, not a curated record. The transcript has 3 exons. The coding region runs from base 139 to 1431 and encodes 430 amino acids. Lineage: Eukaryota; Metazoa; Arthropoda; Insecta; Diptera; Drosophilidae.
ACCCAAUUAGUAAAUAAAUAGAGCUUACCGACUUGUCGGUGAUUUUUCAAUGUUGAGCGAUAAUCAACCAACUACAUUUAUUAAUUUGGUCAAUUGGUGCCUGUGACCUCUCCAGACAAUGACCAAAGUCAGCUAAUAAUGGCCCGCAUUACCAGUAUCCUGGAUUUGGAACCCAGUUCCAUUUUGUACAUUUUCAAGCUUCUUAGCUUGGAGGACCAGUUGCACCUUGCCCGAUGCUGUCGCGUGUUUAGGGACGCCUUCCUGUUCCUUCACCGCUACCAUUUUCAGAAAGUUAUUGACAAGGAUAUGAAUUUGAGGACUCUUGAGGACUGGCAUACCUUUUUGUGGCUGUGUGGCGGGCGUGUUCGUACUUUGGAGUCCCACUUUGACGAUGAUCAUCCACUGCAAUUGCUCCCCCUGAUCAGCAGGCACUGCUACCGACUGGAGGGAAUUUCUAUAUAUAAUGCAACAGUAGCCCGGGCCCAGCCGUUUUUGCUAAGAAUGAGUACACUGGAGAAGGUGCACGUGCGCAAUUAUAAAAGCACCAGCAAGGACCUAAUAAAGGCUAUAAGAAUUCACUUGCCGCGAGUCAUCAGUCUGAGCUUGGAGAGCUUCGACCGUAGGGAAUUACAAGAAGUGCGACACUUUAGUGAGAUGUUGGAACUGGGCCUAUACGACGAGGUUACUGCCUCGGAAUUCGCAACAAUCGUAAAACCAAUGAGAAAGUUACGUUGCCUACAGCUGCGUAACGCCAAACGCUUUCUAAUCACCAGUAAUCUUAGGAUGCUGGCUACUAACUGCCGACAGUUAGAAAAACUAACGUUCAACGACUGCGAGGCCGAUCUGUUAGUCCUGCCUCAGUUUGCGAACCUAAAGUACCUGCAAAUAUACUGCCCGGAGGACUUAAAGACCCGCCUUUUCAAAGCACUGGCCAAAAGCUCAACUAAGCUGGAGUACCUAAUCCUGCACCGUAAGCGCUGGAUUGACGAAGAACAGGCCCAGUACAUCAGUGUUUUGAAGGCACUCCGAUGGCUGGUUUGCAAGCCUCGGGAUGAUCAAUGUGUUCGCCACUUGUCAGAAUUAAGACAGCUAGAGUGCCUUUCCCUGCAGGCCGCUCGGGAAAUCGGGGAAACACAGCUCUCCCUUCUAGUGGCCAACAAUGACCGGCUGCGUUAUCUAAACAUUUGCUAUUGCCUUGGCAUCACAGACGCCUUCGUCCUGGACACCCUGAGCAGUUUAUCCAGACGCACAGUUCAACAACCUCUGCAGCUUUUUACUGCUGCCACGGACAUCAGACAUGACAUCAUGGAACGGCUGUCAAAUGACUUUCCACUCAAUAUGCUCUGCCUUCACUUCGAGUGCAGCGAGGGAAUGACCAGCGGCGAACAUUUAUAUGCAGACGAGCCUGAAUUCGACCGCCAAACUGUAUGAGGCUUUGUUUGUCCGACUUUCUUUUGACAUUACCAAAAAUCCAACCUAAAUUAAUACAUCUUUAUAUACAGCUUUAUUCGUGAUCCUAUCACUUUGAGUGAUAUUCUUUUGUUAUUGCACUACAAUGUAUUCAAUUUUUUCACUAAAUAAAUUAAACAUAUGAUAUAAUAAUAAAA